AUGAGUUCUGCUAAACCUAUUAAUGUAUAUUCAAUCCCGGAGUUGAACCAAGCUUUAGAUGAAGCCCUACCUUCUGUUUUCGCGAGAUUAAAUUACGAGAGAUCAUACGCUUUACUCGAUGCUAAAUUGUACAUAGGUUAUUCCAUAGCUGUUGUAGCUGGUUUGAGUUUCUUCUUGGAUAAAAAAUUUGAGAGAGAUCAGAUUGUUACGUAUCAAAAGCUUUUGGUAGGCGCAUAUUUUGUGCUCUCGCUACUUUUCUGGUAUUUCUCUCGUUUUAUUGAAAAGGGGACUGUUUAUGUGGGAAAGAGAAGAGGUACAAAGGAGGAAAUAUAUGUAAAGACAAAGUUCGAAAAGAACGAACCAUUAUAUCUGGUUGAGCUUGUUCAGAAAAAAAAGGGAGAAAACUCCAAGAAGGAGUUGAAGGCAAAAUUAGAAGUGAAUAAGGUUUUUAAUGAAAGUGGAUAUUUACAGAACGAUGCGUAUUUUAAGUGGUUCUCUGAACAGCACAAUGUCCUCGACACCAAAAAAAAUGAAUAA
Saccharomyces cerevisiae S288C is the source of this 537-nucleotide messenger RNA. RefSeq names its product signal peptidase complex subunit SPC2 (gene SPC2). Gene Ontology annotation, biological process: protein maturation. The transcript has a single exon. Gene Ontology annotation, cellular component: membrane; endoplasmic reticulum membrane; signal peptidase complex. NCBI's taxonomy places the organism in Eukaryota, Fungi, Ascomycota, Saccharomycetes, Saccharomycetales, Saccharomycetaceae. The record is from RefSeq and is marked reviewed. Bases 1 to 537 code for a protein of 178 amino acids.